Molecule: messenger RNA, 1028 nt
Organism: Eurytemora carolleeae
Lineage: Eukaryota; Metazoa; Arthropoda; Copepoda; Calanoida; Temoridae
Exons: 12
Coding region: 56-1000 (314 amino acids)
Source: RefSeq, a predicted model, not a curated record
AGUAAAUAAAUAAACAUUUUGUCUUGAUAAACUAUUAUGCAGAAUACAGUUUAAAAUGAAACUGCUAACAGCUGUGGCCAUUUUGGGCUUUCUCAUACCUCUGAUUGAGGCCCAGGGCAACUCCUCAGAUCUUUACUCAGAGUUUGAACUGCGAGUAGAUGAAUACCUAACAGAGACAGCUCGGAAAAAUGGUUGCGAUAUCUAUGUAGAAUUAGUAAGGCUGUACUUAGAGGAUGCUGAACUUUUUUGUGAAGAAGCAAUUUUUGAAGAAGUAUCUAAAGUGAAUGCUCACACAAAUAGUGUUGAUUUCUAUCUACAUGCAUUUGGUUUCAUUCUUCAUCAUUUUUGGGACAAUCCACUUCUUUCAACCGAGAUAAAACGUGAAAUAGUGAAUGCUGUAAUAAAUAUACCCUUGUUUUUAUCCUACCCUGGCGAGCUUAAUAACAUGCAAUACUGGUCAGAAAACCACCAGAUUGGAUGGUAUGCAGCUGAAUAUCUGAUUGGAACUGGGCUAUCUAGCAAACCAGAGUUAUCAAACACCAUAUUCCCGUCCUCUGGAAAGACAGCAGCCUACCAUGCUGAUAUGGGACGCUACAGGGUUAUGAGAUGGCUGGACUUCAGGCUGAAGUAUGGAUUUUCUGAAUUCAAUUCUGAUACUUAUGGGCCUAUUGCAUACAAGGCUCUAGUAUCUGUGGUUGCUUGUGCUCCAGAUCAAGAUGUAAGAGAGAAGGCAUCUAUUGUAAUGAAUCUUCAGCUGUAUGACCACAUCCUUGGAAGUCAUGGUAUAAAGCUGGCCACAGCUAGAGGUCGAGCUUACAGUGAAAAAAAGCUAGGUCAAGGACAAUAUGGUCACAUGUGGCUCAUUAAGGGUAAAGGGACUGAAGACGAAAUUAUGAUUGAGUAUGGGUCUGCACAAUCAACAUAUUUCACCUUGGCAACUGUUAUGGGCAGAUACAGGAUACCAGAAACUUUAUUAAAAGUAACAUUUUUCUUAAAAUGAGAUUUUUAUAAAUUAUCUUUUGCACAGU